This is a messenger RNA of Drosophila elegans, 958 nucleotides long. RefSeq names its product MD-2-related lipid-recognition protein-like. Gene Ontology annotation, biological process: sterol transport. Gene Ontology annotation, molecular function: sterol binding. The transcript has a single exon. The record is from RefSeq and is a predicted model, not a curated record. The coding region runs from base 43 to 516 and encodes 157 amino acids. NCBI's taxonomy places the organism in Eukaryota, Metazoa, Arthropoda, Insecta, Diptera, Drosophilidae.
CGUGGCCUGUGCUUGCAUUCCGUGUCCGACUUUCGAUCCAUCAUGUUGCGUCUGAGCACGCUGCUGGUCGUCGCCGCGGUCCUGAUCUUGGGAUCCGUCUCCGCCGAAGUGAUCAACUUCCAAACGUGUCCGGACAGCGUGGACAGCUGUACAAUCCAGCAGGUGAGGGUGAUGCCGUGUCCCGAGGCCAAGCAAAACUUAGCUUGCAACGUUCGCCGGAGACGAAGCACUAAGAUGAGCUUCGAUUUCACUCCCAAUUUCGAUGCUGACCGAGUGGAGGCCACUUUGGGAUGGGCCAAAUCUGAGACGGAGGAACUGCCCCUUCUCACGAUGGAUCGAGACGCCUGCAAGUACACCACUUGCCCCUUGAGAUCCGGAGUGACGCAGACCUACACCACUGAAGUGCCCAUCGAGGCAAAGUUUCCACUGAGUGCUUAUACCAUCCGUUGGUCCUUCAAGGAUCCCGUUAGCGGAAAACGCUGCUGCUUCACCAACGACAUUAAGGUGGUGCGCUAAAACGAUACUGAAAAAUACGCAGGCCCUGAAAGGCCUCCUCUGAACCAUAUCCAAAAACUCCUAGAAAAAAAUCUUCUUGUGUUUAUCCAAGUUAUGACACAAUAAACACAACAAAUACUUUAAAAUAGAUUUCGUCUUUUUUUCCACUUUUAUACUAAUUUUGUAAGCCAAGUCCAUAUUAAUUUUAAACUACAAAUACAAUGUCACAAAUUUUCUAUAACUCAAGGAAAAAGAAAUGGCGAAACAUAUUUUUAAAGAAAAAAAAUUGUAUAUUGUUCAUUGAAAAAUAUUGUUAUAUGACUUAUAAUUUGUUUCUUUUAAAAAUUAUACAAAAUUAAAUUUAAAAACAAAAUUCGUGUAUUAUCUACUUCUGAUUACAGUGUUUCUCUGUUCUCGCACUGAGCUCCAGAUUGUGGUGAAUAAAUUUAUUUUCUGUUAACGA